This is a messenger RNA of Drosophila pseudoobscura, 1394 nucleotides long. RefSeq names its product BTB/POZ domain-containing protein 9-like. The record is from RefSeq and is a predicted model, not a curated record. Gene Ontology annotation, molecular function: protein binding. The transcript has 2 exons. Gene Ontology annotation, cellular component: cytoplasm. Bases 131 to 1273 code for a protein of 380 amino acids. Lineage: Eukaryota; Metazoa; Arthropoda; Insecta; Diptera; Drosophilidae. Gene Ontology annotation, biological process: circadian behavior; modulation of chemical synaptic transmission; adult locomotory behavior.
UCAUUUUUUAGUUGUUCGAUCUGACUAAUCGGUCAUGUAAGCAGUACUAAAUCUGCGGAGCACCGAAUAACAUUUAAUUGCAAUUGUUACAGGUUAUUUGAGGAAACAAAAAAAAAAUCUAGCGACGAAAAUGAGCAGCCAGGCGAAUAAAGAUACCUCGUCGUCCCCGAAUUCCACUAAUGAAUACAUUAUCGACUACAGCGGCAGCCUCGUCGCGGACAUGGCCAGCCUCUGCAUGAACGAGCCCUACUCGGACGUGGAGUUCCUGGUGGAGAAUCAGCGGCUGCCGGGCCAUCGCAACAUUCUGGCGAUGCGUUGUGAGUACUUCCGCGCUUUGCUCUACGGCGGUUUGGCCGAGUCGAACCAACGGGAAGUUCCGCUGGAGGUGCCGCUUGAAGCCUUCAAGUUAAUCCUGGGAUAUCUCUACUCGGGGAAGAUGACUCUGUCCACACUGGACGUUGACACCAUUAUCGAUGUGCUCGAUUUGGCCCAUCUUUACGGGUUGCAGGCCGUCGAGACGGGAAUAGGAAAAUACCUGCAGCAGAAUCUUUCUGUCAGUAAUGUGUGCACGAUCCUGGAUGUCGCACGCCGCAACAAUCUCAACCAACGGGCUGAAGAAUGCCUAGAUUUCAUCGACUACAAUUGCUCCGAUAUAUUAAAACAUGAUUCCUUCGCACAACUGUCCAAGGAAUCACUUGAGGAACUCCUGCGACGGGACAAGUUGGCGGCUCUCGAAAUUGAUAUCUUUCGAGCUGUAUGCAAAUGGAGGGACAACCAUCCGAGCGAGGACUUCAAGACGGUGGCUGCGCUCGUACGUCUCCCGCUUUUGACUGCCCAACAGCUGGUGAAAGAGGUACGCCCCUCUGGCAUAUACGAGUUGGGACAGAUACUCGACGCCAUUGGUCAAGUGGAUACCGGAGAGAAUCUGCCCUACCGUGUCGUCGUGUUGCCGGGGGAGGAUGUGGCAUCAGGGAAACAUCUUGCGCGCCGUUUCCAGGAUGAGCAAGAUCGUACAGUCUUCGAGCUGAGAAACCUUUUCGCAAUCAACUUUAUUGAAGUUAUUUUCCAAUAUGGCUCAUAUAGCAUCAGUUUCGAAGUGCAUGUUUCUUGCGACCAGACUCACUGGAAUUGUGUGGGAUCGGAAAGUCUUCAUGGAAACGCGACACUUAACUUCACAUUCGAACAGCGACCCGUUCGCUACAUUCGUUUCGGAACUGUACCUACUGGUUCUAAACAUUUUAUGCAUUCUCUGACAGCCAUGUACAAAAAGUAGCACUGAAAUUUUUCCCAUUUCCUGAAAGCAAAAUGUGGCACAGUCCCGUUCCUAAUCAUCGGUAAUCUUGUCAUCACAAAAGUAAAAACGGUAGAAAAAAAUGAUGUUGCUUCCUUUUUAU